Messenger RNA from Schistocerca gregaria, 4695 nucleotides. Its product is annotated as prolargin-like. Gene Ontology annotation, molecular function: protein binding. The record is from RefSeq and is a predicted model, not a curated record. The coding region runs from base 250 to 1725 and encodes 491 amino acids. NCBI's taxonomy places the organism in Eukaryota, Metazoa, Arthropoda, Insecta, Orthoptera, Acrididae. The transcript has 7 exons.
CAGUCUCCAACGCGUCGCCUACACGUCCGCUGCUCCGAAAGCUGCAGAAGCUGCUUGGUCAGCUUGGAUAACAUGCGGAGCACAUGGGUUCUGUUCCCUGCAAUUCCAGUUGUAUUUCCUCGCUAAGAGGGCUUUCACGCGUUCCACUGAGCCUCGUGAUGCCAACUGAGGAGCUACUUGGCCCAGCAGUAGCGACUUCGCAAUCUGGAAAGUCAGAAUGAACUUCCAGGAAAUCAGGUUGCUGACCACAUGCCCCUCCGUACCGCGUCCGCAUGGCGCCAAAUAACAAAGGACGAGACGGUGGCCGAUGGGCAUCCCUCGGGCCUUCAGGACCUGGACGAGGCGCUGGCGUUUCCGCAGACCUCCCACCUCUCUAUUUGCACCCCGAUGACUUCCUCUGGAGCUGCCAUCAUGGAGGUGGUGCUUGUGCUCCUGCUGUGGGCAGUGUCUGCGACCCCGCAGGUGCUGGACCAGUCGCUCAGUGGCCUGGAGACGGCGCCUGACGACCUGUGCUCGAGGGACCUAGUGGCCGCCAACUUCUGCGGCAAUAAGCUCCGAAGCGCACCGCCCUGCUGCAGCACCUUCCACCGGCUCUACCUGUACCGCAACGACAUUCAGGAGCUGGCAGAGGACUGGCUAGCUCAGUGCCCGAACCUCGAGGAGCUGAGCGUGUCCCAUAAUGCGCUGCGGCGGCUGCCCGACCACCUUCUGUCCACCGCCUCCAGCCUGCGCCGCCUGCAGGCCUCGCACAACCAUUUGGACAGCCUGCCGCCCCGGCUGCUACACAACGCCACCUCGCUGCAGGAGCUGGAUUUGAGCCACAAUAAGCUGAUGGAGGUACCACAUGCUUUUCUGGAAAAAACAAGCCACCUCGCCGAGCUCUUCCUGCAGGCCAAUAACCUGACGGACCUUCCCGAGGACUUGUUGGCGAAUUGCGGGAGUCUGCGUGCGUUGUGGCUCUCCCACAACCGUCUGAGGCGGCUGCCGAAACGCCUGCUGGAGGCCACGCCCCAGCUGCGCACCGUGCGCCUCGACCACAACCUCAUAGAGGACAUCGCUGGCGACACCUUUGACAACAACCCGCAACUCGGCCUCCUUGAUCUGUCCAGUAACAGCCUGACGUCGUUGCCGACAGGGCUGUUCAGAAAGGCGAUGUCUCUGCGCCGCGUGCUGCUCGCCGACAACCUCCUGAGCGUGGUCCCGCCAGCCAGCAGUCUACCACAGCAGCCGGCGGUCAUCGACCUCACGUACAACCUCGUGCAGACGGCCGAGGACCUGGUCGCGUUUGGUGCAUCGAGUGUGAUUCUCGAGUACAACAGCUUUUGGUGCCGCAACAACAUCCCAUCGUCCGAGAUCAGCAAACUGGACGGGCCACAGAGAUGUCGCUUGUUUCGGAGGCGGCCUUCCCGCUACGACCGCCCCGCUGAUCGUGUCGCGGUCACUGCGUCGGGACUCCUCGACGGUGGAACCCCUGCAGUAGCCCAUGAUGCGACGAUCGAUUUUAGUACCACUGAUUCUGCAACUACAGCAUCUGUAAAACAUGAAACCAUCACUGAGUCACCACCUACUUCCGAAUCAACAAAUCCAUCAACGACUCACAUUGUAGGCUCAAAAGAACUAAAUAUAGACGGGGGUCAUGUCACGCUCGAUUCUGAAUAUACCACAUCUGCGAGUACGGUUCCUGCAAGCCAGGACGUUGGUCCAGUAACUAUGGACCAACCAUAGACGUAAACGGUAACACAGAACGAACGUCAAUUUUGACAUCGUAGGAGAUACAAAAUCCGAAACAAGAGCAUCACGAUAUUUCCGACUGAGAAUAUAAAAUAUUCCAAAUGAGGACAAUGUCAGUGAAAGCAAUGAAAAAAGUAGUUUAUAAUCAACUAGUACCACUUAAAUGAGCACUGAGACAACGAAUUAGCCCCAAAACCAUAUUACCAAUUUAAAAUAAACUGUUUUAAAAACCAAAUAUCAGAAUCUUCGAAAUUUACUGUCGAACCAGCUACAUAAUUACAAACGUCUAAGCCGGCCGCGGUGGUCUCGUGGUUCUAGGCGCGCAGUCCGGAACCGUGCGACUGCUACUAUCGCAGGUUCGAAUCCUGCCUCGGGCAUGGAUGUGUGUGACGUCCUUAUGAUGUCCUUAGUUUAGUUAGGUUUAAGUAGUUCUGAGUUCUAGGGGACUGAUGACCACACCAGUUGAGUCCCAUAGUGCUCAGAGCCAUUUGAACCAUUUGAACAAACGUCUAAAUCGCUAUCUUUAUAGCCAAAAGCUCUAAAUACAGAUCUUACUGCAAUAAUCUCUAGGAAAACUGCAAAAUCUAGACAAAUGCCGCAUCGAGAGGUGUUGGAAAACAGCUAAACAUGCAGUUAUCAGCUUCAAUGUCAAGGGUCUCAAAAAAUUAACAUAAAAGAAAAAGAAUAUUCGUAGCAAAAGAUAUCAAAAUAUGAAGCUUUAAAUUACAGUGCUCGCAGCUGCCAGCUCUGAAGGUAUGAACUGCCACAUUCCUAACGUCAGUCUUGAAGCUGUGUGUACUAGUAGCACACGAGGUUUUUGCCCACUGACAAAGAAGCUCCUAAACAUAUUGCUAAUUAGAAAUGAUAGUCUUCAAAUAACUGAUCUAAAAAUAACCUGGAAUAACUUUUAUAUCAUUAUAAGGUUACAAGCUAUGAAAGUUGCAACUCUAUGGUGUCCAACUCCUAGUAGCGAAACAACAUGAACUACCUCGCCAGUGCUGGAAUUAAAAAUAUAAGAUAAGCUCUAACACUUGUAUCAUUAUCUCCUAUACAUUCCUUCGAAUGUUCUACGAGUGGUACGUAUACAUUCACAAGCUGCGACAUAGUCGCGAAUAGAACAAUGAUCUAGAAAGCGUACAGUAAAUUUCUUUUAUUGACGUUUAUGAUCACAAAUUUAUUAGGUCCUUAGAAUACCAGUUUCACUCAGCGAUGACCAUCUGGCCGGCCGGUGUAGCCGUGCGGUUCUAGGCGCUACAGUGUGGAACCGCGCGACGCUACGGUCGCAGGUUGGAAUCCUGCCUCGGGCAUGGAUGUGUGGGAUGUGCUUAGGUUAGUUAGGCUUAAGUAGUUUUAAGUUCUAGGGGACUGCUGAUCUCAGAAAUAAAGUCCCAUAGCGCUCAGAGCCAUUUGAACCAUUUGAUGACCAUCUGCAGCAAAAUAUGGGAGAAGAAAAAUACGACUAGUGGACAGUGUACAUUUUAACAGUAGGCCACAAUGAAACGUUUUACUGAUACAGCUACAUGUGAAAAACAUGCUCUCAAAAUUUGACGGCCCAUACGUGUUUUAAACAUCUCAUAACAUAAUGAAACCAUAGGGGCAUCGUCAAAAGAUAUACCCAAAAUCAGCAUGGCACCGUAGAAUAUAUUUUAAAAGGUCACCGUAUCGGUGGAGGCAUCUUGGUUAAUGCGCUCGUGUUCAUUACGAACUACAGUACAGCAGCCAGAAAAUGUUUGUGUCGUAAGCUCAUUAGAUGUUGUUACUGUAGGACUUCACAUUUUCAUCAAUUAUAUAACUAUGCAAAACGCAAUAAAAAGAAGAACUCAGUAGGUAAAGUCUACGGUGAGCUUGCCAGAUUUUAUGAAUAAUUACCGUGAUAAACUGUAAUAAAUUAAAAGUGCGACUAAAAUUAAAUUUAAAUUGUUAAAAAGUAUAUAAUUGAGUGAUAAUAUGAUUGUAAGUCUGAGAUGCUCCCGUGGCGAUAGUGGAUAAAAAUAUAAUGGCCUACGUAAGAACAAGCUUCCAUAGCUAAGAGAGUAAUAUAAAAAAUGAUGAACAGGGAAAGAAGCCAAGUAGAUGAAACAACAGAUUGUAGAAAGUUAUUAAUGCCCUCCGUUGGCGUGGCCGCCAAAAUUCCAUAUACAUGAGAAGCGGUCAGGAGAACUUAACUGACACAGGGCCUCUCCUAUCAUACGUCGCAUCGUUCCAAUAAAAUAAUGAUAAAAUACCGCACCAGCCAAUUGAUAAGAUUAUUCAGUUAAUGAAAUAUAUUAUAAAACCAGAGGAGAGUAAUACGCUCAAGGUACUUUCCACUAUGGCCUAUUUUAUAGUUGUAAAACGUAGACAGUAUAUCAGUUGUAUUUACUUUUUCCCAUGUCUUGCUGCAGAUCGCUUAGAAGUGGUACACUAAGGAUCUGACAACUUUGCGAUCAUAGACUGAAAUAAAAGAAAGCUGACUAUCAAAUAACAAGUCAUCAAGACUCACAAAACAUAUUUCGUGAGCACAGCGACACAACGCUUAUACUUUUGAAGAAACAUUGUACGAUGUUAGACAGGGGACGAAAGUAUACACGUUGUGUCGCAAUACUCACGGAAUUUGUUUCGCAUGUCUUGAUGACUUGUUCCUUGAAACGUCAACUAUAUUACAAUUGUGAACCAGUAACAAGUACUUGGUUCAGUUACUUUUAAAUAAGAACAGCUCAGCGUGAAGUUCGCUGUCUUGCAAGAGAGAGAGGCGAGAUGGGUCUGAGUCGAAUGCACACGCCGUUAUUACUGACUGUUAGUCUAAUAUACCGUCCAGCCUAAGAGCGGCUCUUGAGCGGAGUUAUAUACGUAUUUAACCAGAUAUCUUUUUUUCUCCACAAACUCUGCCUUAGAUGCACAAUACGCAAACAUUUAGGAAUACACAAUAAACGCUGUUUACUCGACACGCUCACUAGAACGAUGAAAUAAAUAAAAGCUCUGUUC